GCGGCGGCAGCGACAGAAAGCGUAGCUGCUUUGCUGUAGUCCACGCCCCCUUGCCGCUCUGGUGACAGUCUCUGCGGAAAGUCGCGUUUGUGAUUUCGGGAGAGCACAGAGCGGGACGACGGCGCUCUUGCUGGGUCAUCUGGGCCAGGUGACGAAGAAACAGUUUCCUGGUGAAGCAGCCCCUCACCCCUAGUCAGCCCACACCCCUAGGGCCUAAAGAUGCUGAGGUCUGUAUGGAAUUUUCUGAAACGCCACAAAAAGAAAUGCAUCUUCCUGGGCACGGUCCUUGGAGGAGUAUAUAUUCUGGGGAAAUAUGGACAGAAGAAAAUCAGAGAAAUACAGGAAAGGGAGGCUGCAGAAUACAUUGCCCAAGCACGACGACAAUAUCAUUUUGAAAGUAACCAGAGGACUUGCAAUAUGACAGUGCUGUCCAUGCUUCCAACACUGAGAGAGGCCUUAAUGCAGCAACUGAAUUCCGAGAGCCUCACAGCUCUGCUAAAAAACAGGCCUUCAAACAAGCUAGAAAUAUGGGAGGAUCUGAAGAUAAUAAGUUUCACAAGAAGUAUUGUGGCUGUAUACAGUACCUGUAUGCUGGUUGUUCUUUUGCGGGUCCAGUUAAACAUAAUUGGUGGAUAUAUUUACCUGGAUAAUGCAGCAGUUGGCAAAAAUGGCACUACAAUUCUUGCUCCCCCAGAUGUCCAACAGCAGUAUUUAUCAAGUAUUCAGCACCUACUUGGAGAUGGCCUGACAGAAUUGAUCACUGUCAUUAAACAAGCUGUGCAGAAGAUUUUAGGAAGUGUUUCUCUUAAACAUUCUUUGUCCCUUUUGGACUUGGAGCAAAAACUAAAAGAAAUCAGAAAUCUCGUUGAGCAGCAUAAGUCUUCUUCUUGGAUUAAUAAAGAUGGAUCCAAACCUUUAUUAUGCCAUUAUAUGAUGCCAGAUGAAGAAACUCCAUUAGCAGUGCAGGCCUGUGGACUUUCUCCUCGAGACAUUACCACUAUUAAACUUCUCAAUGAAACUAGAGACAUGUUGGAAAGGUUGGUCAGAAAAGGCCUCUUUGAGGAGAUGUCAUUUGAGCAGAGACCUGAAUAUACUGUGGAAGUGAACCUUAUAACCCAGAAGAAUACAGUUCAAGGCAGAAGAACAGUUGCAGUGAUCCUAAUGCUUGGCCUGUUCAAGGAAUAGCAAGGAGGUGAGAUUGGAGAGAUAGAUGGAAACUCCAGAGUAUGUUGAACCUUGUAGUCCAUGAUAAGAAAUUUGUUUUUUAUUCUUAAUGUAUGGGAAGCCAUUGGAGAAUUUUAAGCAGGGCAGUGACAUCAUCUGUGUUUAUAAAAGAUCUCAUUGCUCUAUGGUAAGCUGACUAUAAAGAGAUAAGAAUAGAAGGAGGGAAGCAAUUUCAAGAGUUGAAGUAGUCUAAUCAAGAGACAGUUGCAGUUUGAACUGGGUGGUAGCAGUGGUGGCAAUAACAAGUGGCUAAAUAAUAGAUUUAUUUUUAAGGUUGAACCAGUAGUACUUGUGGAAUUAUUUAGUGUGGGUUAUGAAAGAGAAGGCAAGGAUGACUCCUAGGUAUUGGGGCUGAGCAUUUGAGGAAAUAGGAACUGCCAUUUACAUUUUGGCAGUGUUAAGCAUAUCCAAGUGGAUAUGCCUAUUGGCAAUUGAAUAUGCAAGUCUGGAAUUCAAGUUAGUUUACAAAUAUAAUGUUGGGAGUCAUCACUUUGUAUAUGGUAUUUAAAGACGUGGGAAUAGGAACAGAUAGAGACUAGAAGACAACUGAGUCAUAGAGCACUCCAACAUUUAGAGUUUGGGAUCAGGGGAAGAGCCAGCAAAGGAGACUGAGUAGGAGCUGCCAGUGAAAGAAAAGAAACACCAAAAGAAUGAGGUAUUUUGGAAGACAAUUGAAGAAAUGUUUCAAGGAGACUGUGAUUGAUUGGGUCUAAUGCUCCUGAAAGGCCAAAGGAGAUAAAGACAGAGAAAUAACAUUAGAUGGAGUUGUUGAUUGAUCUUGUUGAGAAGUUUCAGAGGAGCAGUGGAGAUAAGCUAAUUCAAAAGAAUUAGAGUUUAGCAGAGACCAAGCACAGACAACUGUUGCAACAUUUUGCUUUGAGAGAUUCUGAGAAAUAGACAGUAUUUAAGGGGAAUGUGGGAGCCAGGAGAUUUUGACUUUAACAUUUUUUUAUAUACACCUUUCUACUAAACUCCAUGAGACGAGUAAUUUUUGUCUGUUUAGCUCACCAAUGUAUCUUCAGCUCUUAGAACAGUGCCUUGCAUGUAGUAGAUGCUCAAUAAGUAUUUACUGAAUUGAUAGAGGGAAAAAUUGAUGUAGAAAAGCAUCAUUAAUUUUAAGAACAAAGUACUUUGAAUAGGAGAAAGGAAUGAGAUUCAAUACACAGUAAAAUAGUUUAGGAGUCAGGUAGGGAUGGCUGAGGAUAGGUCAGAUGCAUGUAAGUGGGUAGAUGGGUGGGACAAGUAUGUGGAAGUUCUCUUUGCUUCUAUUUUUAUGUGUGUGAAAUAGGAAGCAAGCUCACCUAUUUCUCAUUUCUUUCAUUGGCCUAAAUGAAUUCAAUUCAAUAAUAAGAAUAAAAACUAACAUUUUUGAGUGCUUAUGCAGCAAGCACUGUUCUAUACUGCUUUAUCUAUCUUAACUCACUUAAACCUUACAGUAACCCUAGGAGGUAGGUACUAUGAUGAUCUUUUCUUCAGUUUCCAUUUCGUCAACUUUCAUCCCCUUAAUCAUUUUUCUUCUUGGAACCUUACCAUAUUACCUUUAAAAGAAUAAAGUUCAGCCCAAAUUACUGUGCAACCCAGCAAUUCCACUCCUAGGUAUCUACCAAAAAGAAUGAAAACAUCUCUAGACAAAAACUUGUUCAGAUUUUUCAUAACAGCAUUAUUCACAAUAGCCAAAAAGUGGAAACAGUCCAGAUUUCUAUUAACUAACAAAAGGAUAAAAUCUGAUGUAUUCAUAUAAUGGAGCCCUAUGUAGCAAAAAAGGGGAGCAAACCACUGAUACAUGCUACAGCAUAGAAGAACCUUCAAAACAUGCUAAGUGAAAGAAGCCAGACACAAAAGACCACAUAUGUAUGACUGUUUCUAUGAAAUGUCCAGAAAACUAUAUAGACCAAAAGUAGAUUAAUGGUUACCUGGGGCUAAGAGUGAGAUGAGAAUUGGCUGGAAAUGGGCCUAGUGGGUGAUGAAAAUGUUCUAAAAUUGGAUUGUAGCGAUAGUUGCACAACUAUGCAAAUUUACUCAAAAUCAUUGACUUGUGCAUUUAAAAUGGGUGAAUUUUAUGCCCUCUAAGUCCUACUUCAAUAAAGCCGUUAAAAUGCUUUUAAAAUAGAGAUGACUAAGGAGAAAAGGUAGGUAGAUAGAAAGAUACACACAUACACAUGCACACUGUAGUCAAGAAAUUUGAACAUAACUAGAUAUUUUCUAGCUUUCUUGGCAUCUUUAUAUAUUAUUCUUUAUAUUAAAGAGUUUUGUGAGGAACUAAGAGAGUAUAAUUAAGAUCAAAAAACCCUGGUCUCAUAUUUGAGCUCCCCAAUUUACUAAUCCCAUGCCUUUAGUCAAGCUUCUUCAUCCCUCAAGUAUCAUUUCCUCAUCUGUACACAAUAAUAUUUUCUGUCUCACUGAAAUAUGCUAGAGGAUGUAAAGCCAACCAAUCUAUGACUAUAAGGAAAUUUAAGAGUUUCCUCAAAAUUAGUAGUACUAGUACUGAUAUUUUUUUUUAAAUUCAUUGUACAAAGUGCUGACUAGUAUAAAAAAAUCUGAAGUGGACGAAUAUUCUCAUUAUGUUGUGCUAAAUAAGCUCAUUUUUAAAUACUUUUUAAAGAUUGAUUUCUUGAUAUAUUUUACAGUAUUAGAUUAUGACUAGAAAUGUUGGUGGCUUUCAAAGGUAACCACGUUAUUACUGAAUUUGUUUUCUCUUCCAUUCAGAAUCUAAAAAGUAACUUAUACUUCUU
Molecule: messenger RNA, 3956 nt
Organism: Pan troglodytes (chimpanzee)
Lineage: Eukaryota; Metazoa; Chordata; Mammalia; Primates; Hominidae
Gene: PEX3
Product: peroxisomal biogenesis factor 3
Exons: 10
Coding region: 220-1185 (321 amino acids)
Biological process (GO): protein import into peroxisome membrane
Cellular component (GO): peroxisomal membrane
Molecular function (GO): protein-macromolecule adaptor activity
Source: RefSeq, a predicted model, not a curated record